AUGGCCUAUUUAUCCGGCUCUCACGCACCACCGGCAGCCCCGGCUGGGAAUCACGGGGGUGGCGGCUGUCCCCGGAAAACGGUGGCGCUCGGCACAGGAAAGCCAGCUGAUAAACUGAUCUGCAGACAACGCUUCUUCCUUCCUGGGAAGCGGCCACAAAGGCAGCCAGCUGACCUCUGCCGAGCGCCGUUCCCUGGCCGAGAAGGGCUGCGAAGGGGGAUGGAAAGGAGAGGGAGGCAGGGAAUCGCUGGACACCACCCCCACACCCUCACCCUAACAGAAAAGUUUCAUUUGGCAAAAGCAUCACAAGGCGUGAUUCAAGCUGAGCCCACGCUAGCAAAGCUCGGGCUCCGUAUCUCUCCCAGCCGGGCGGGGCGGGAAGGGAAGGGAACCGUCCCGGUGCCCCCUCCUACCGCUCCCCGCCCCUCGGCUGCUCGGCUGCAGCCCAAGGCCCUUCCAACCCCGUAG
Rangifer tarandus platyrhynchus (Svalbard reindeer) is the source of this 468-nucleotide messenger RNA. The record is from the annotation of a GenBank genome assembly. NCBI's taxonomy places the organism in Eukaryota, Metazoa, Chordata, Mammalia, Artiodactyla, Cervidae.